AUGCACGGGCAUGGCGGCAGGCUCGUGAAGUGGGGGCCCCACAAAUGGGUUCUGGACUCCGGCGCGUGGAAUCACCAUACCUCCAACCUGGCGCUGCUGCUUGAAGGCGGCUACUUCCAGUCUCACGAGCUGGACAACAAAGAUGCUCCGUCGAGCGGGGAUGACGCCACCGCCCCGCAUGUCCAGGGGCGCGGGUCUGUACGGACGGACUGCUUUGACUUCCCAGGCGUCCACUAUGUUGUUGGGGACGACACAAGGAAUGUUGUGUCGGUGUCUCAGCUCGCUCGUGAUCAUGGACUGGUCACUGUCUUUGAGCCGACGUCUUGCCACGUCAAGGAGAAGAAGACCGGGAAGAUCGUUGGCAAGGGUCGCUUACGCAACGGCAUGUACAUACUGGAUUCUCUACACAUCGUCGGCCAACAUAUAAGAGACGGAGGAGCAAGUGGAGGCGAUCGCCAUGAUGGAGCAGAUGGAGGUGGUGGAGGUAAUGGAGAUGGUGAUAGCACAGCUGAAGGGCGUGGAGGAGGUGGAAGAGAUGGUAGGGGAGGAGAAGGAGGGACCAGAGCUAGAAACCAGGAAGAAAGCAGUGGAAGUGGAGCCGCCAGAGGAGAUAUUAACGAAAUAAAUGAGGAGGGGGAGGGCGGGGACGAAAAAGAGAUUGAAGAAAUGGAUGAUAAUGAUGAAGAUGACAUCAAGGAGAUUGGAGAAAUAAAUGGCAAAGGGGAAAAGGAAGAUGAUGAGAAAAGAGGAGGACAAAAUUCUGGACAAUUAUCGUCUCGAUCGCACACAGGCUUGUUUGGCAUCUUUCAUAUUGCAACCGUAUACAGGCUGGGGGGCAGGAGUAACAAUCUUGCCUGUGGAUUUUCACAGUCUAGUAGCUGGGUUCUGGACUACGCCACUACGGACCCGACUGGGUACCAUCUUCCCGCUAGAGCCUUUCCUGCUUCGUCGACAAACGCAGCACGCCGGGAAGAAUUUCUACUGGACUCGGGUGCAUCCUUCCACACGACAUGGAAUGAAUGGAUUCUAAUUCCCUACCCCAAUGGUCUAAAGGAUCAUACCGAGCCACCGACGCGGCGUUUCGGAGGGAUUAGUGGGUCUGUCGCGGUCAAAACAUCUGGCUACUUGAGCAUCGAUAAGAUCAAGCUCGACGGCGUACUGCUUGCUCCCGACUCACGGAUGAACCUUGUCUCCGUUGGCCAGCUCUCGAUCCAGUACGAGGUGAAUGUGGAAAUGGACGACAAGGGGUUCGUCAUCAAGAAGAAGCAAGGCCCAACACGCUCGUCACAGGCCCAAUGUGGAGCCGCUAGAGAGAGAGGAGAGAGGGGUACUUAA
Molecule: messenger RNA, 1335 nt
Organism: Miscanthus lutarioriparius
Lineage: Eukaryota; Viridiplantae; Streptophyta; Magnoliopsida; Poales; Poaceae
Source: the annotation of a GenBank genome assembly